AUUGUUUUUUGAUGAAAGUAUGUACAGGAGAUGAGUGUUUUGUACACGCCUCGAAUGAAUGAGAUUGCUGUGCAAAAAUUCUAAUUGACAGGAUAUUAGUGACUGGGGACUGCUGACAACGAUUGUUGUCCUCUAAAUUUUGCAAGUCUUGGCUGUCAUCUGCUUUCAAAUAGGAGGGUUGUGAAGGUGAGUUAAGACUUUAAGCUUCUUUGUUUAUUUUUAGAACUGGCAAGUGUCGCGAUUCGAGUAUUUUAUAGUUAAUACCGUGUUGCGAGGGCCAUUGUUUAAUGUCUUGGUAGUUUACAUACACAGUCGCUAAAUUAAGAUGUUUAGGAAGAGCUCAAGUGCAGAUUUCUUGGUACGAAAUUGUGGUUGCUUUACUCUUAAUUAAAUGUGUAACUUUUUGAGAGGCAAAUUUAGCUUCAAGUUGUUUUUAAGUUGCGAUCUUUCAUGCGUGCAAUGCGUUUCUCUUAUAGUUUUCAUGUUCGUUGCGUUUCAAUUGGAACCAGACGCUCAAGAGUAAUCUACUUAAAUAAACAGCGGCUUCCUGCAGAUUCUAGCGCUAUACCUCCGUCAAUUCGCUUCAAUGUUCGCGUGGUAAUAUUCAAAGUGUUCUUUAUGUGUUCUUGAUUGUUUGUUACAUCAAAGACUUAUGAUAUUAAUCGAGCGUCUUCGAGCGUGUCUACAUGAUAUUUAAGAAGGGAACACUUCAUUAUCACCUCUGGUGACUAAAUUAAUGGUAUCUCUUGAGAAAUCUCUUGGAUUUUUACCACAUAUUGCCCUGUGACCACAUUUUGAAACGUGGUGAAACAAUUUUUCAACGCGCUACGCAUGUAUUUUUGGAAGUUACGAAUUAGCGAAUGAACGAAGUUUCGGUGAAAAAAAUAUUCACUAGAGCAUCUUUUGAAUGGUGUUUAUUGCGAUUAAUAUAGUUCAAUUUGUUUUCACUCGAAGGUCUUUGCCUCUAAAUGCUUUUCACGCUUUGUCAGUUUGCUUGUUAUGGAAGAGGAUAUGUCAUAAUUGUUCCCUUACUUUGUCUGUUUUUCCCACUUUUUUUUUCUUUCAAUCUGCGUUGUUCGCACAAGGUCCAUCAAAGUUUUGAACAUGAUCAAUUGAUCAUAACUUCACCUGUCGUGAAUAAACUUUCGGAGACAAUCGAUCUUGUUUACCUUUGCUUCCCAAAGGAUCACCAGAACCUUUUGUGCGACAGCUUGCUUCUAAAUUUACAUAAUGUGGCGGUAAUGUUUAUUGUGGAUCCUGUUGACCAUAUGUUCCUCGUAGAUCGAGUAAUUCGUAUAGUACAAGGAUUUAUGUCCUACGAAAUAUGUGUAAUGUAGGCAGAGAAAUUUAAUAUAAUCUAUCAAAACAUUGUCCUCUCCUAAGGAGACAAACUGAUCAUUCCCUUGAGAGCCGAUUUAAUAUCGCAGUUAGCGUCAUGAUUACGUGAACAUAAAACAUGAAAACACCAUGCGAACAUCCCGGAAACUUGAGCUUCCUGUUGAUUAUUAGUUUCGUAAUAGGUAAUUCAUAGUAUCAGAUGGCUAAUAUAUAGUUCUAAUAUGUUUGUUUUUGUUUUUUUUUCUUAAAGGCAGAAAUGUCAGCAAUUUCAGUGUUAUGGACAGUUUUGUCUCUAGUUCUACUGUUCACUUGUACCUUGGCAUUAUUUUCUCCGUUUUGGCAUGAACACCUUCCUGAUCCUUUGUCAACAAACAACAGUGAGUCCUUUACAGCAUUUGGUCUUCUACGAUUCUGCUUCCAGGAGCAAUUUGUGACUUUACAAGAGAUAGAUGCUUGGAGAUCCUCAAAAUAUUGCUCUUUUUAUGAGAAUAUUUUCUCUGGAAUCCCUUCUAUUUACUGGAAGGGUGCUGCUAGUACCUAUGCACUUGCACUGGUUCUGUUAUUGGGUGCACUUUUCCUUGCACAUGUAGCAUGCUGCCAAAGAUUUAUUUGUGGAAAGUCUGUCUUUGCCAUUGCUGGAGUUAUGCAGAGCAUUGCAGGUAAUUACGAUAUGUGGAUGAAAUAGUUCCAUAUAUUUUUUUAUGGGAAAAUGAACUACAGGAAUCAUUAUGCUCAGUCUUGAUUUUUCAGUUUUCUUUUUUGGUGUUUCAGUUUCAGAAAUUGCGACUGUUUUUUCUGGUUACAGAUAUUGGGUGGGAAGGCUAAAACUAGGGGAAUUUACUCUCACUCAAAUGGCAGGCUAGACAGUUCAACUAAUACUGACAGAUUAAAAUGGCAUUGUUAAUCAGAGCUGUUGUUUAUGAGCCAGAAUUAGAUCAGUCAGGUCAUAAGCUGAAAGCAAAAUUUUACACAGUUCAAGCCAAACGAGAGCCCUACACUUUUGUAACCCACAGAAGUCUAUAAGCAGAUCCAGAUCUAAGGAGGCAAAUGUUUUGACUUUGUCAUACUAUUAAUCACUAAGGAAGCUUUCUAAGCAUGAAAGCUAGUUUUAAUGUUGUUAGAACUGUAGUUGAACCAUCAAAUGCUCAUCAUCAGGUUGGAAAUGCACUCUGGUAAAAAUAACUUCUUCUCAAAUUCAAAGCAGACUUUGCUUGAUAGAGGUUAAAGUUGUCAUGUUUAAAUCAGAAACUUAACAAAAGGUUGGUGGGCACAUAAUUUUUUUAAAAUUUAUGACCCAUGGUUCACCAAGAUCUAUGGGUGUUUAAUAUAUAUAAUAAAGAAAUAUAAUAAAUAGUAUACUUUUGUGUUUUGCAGUGGCUCUUUUGGUAGUCAGUCUGCUGGUGUACCCAUUUGGUUUCAAAUCCACUUAUGUUCAGCAGCACUGUGGUAGCUCAAGUGGGUUUUUUACAUCUGGGGCUUGUGACAUUGCCUGGGGUUAUGUACUAGCUAUUGUAAGCACAGCAUUGCUUUUUUUCUGUCCAAUGAUUGCCUACCAUCUCUCAGUGGCAAGACCAAGGUCAAAGGCAACCGUGGUAUAAACAGUUUCACAAUGGUCUUCUUUUAUAUUGACAAAGAACUUCAGUAGAAAAAAAGACAAGAUCAAUUAAUUGCAAGCCCACUAGUAAAUUACUAAAAUGGCUGAUAGUUUUUAUUUUUCUUCCCAAUAUUGAAUGUCAAAAGGUCAUAGUACCAGUAGUUGGUUCAGAUCAGAUUUUAAUCAAAUUAGACUCAUUUAUAUAAUUAUACAAUAUAUAGUGCGCUUUGAAAUAAUUAAAACAUAGUAAAUAAUGUUCAUACAUGGCUGGCUCCAUGAGUGGGUGAGAUGAAGGAAUCCUGUGUCCCAAUUGGCCACUAGAGCCAAUCAGGAUUAUGUAGUCUGAUUCUUAGAAUAGAGAAAAAAAAUCGCCGUGUAGCCAGUUUUCCUUUUUCGGUCAUUUCUUAACAAAAAAAACUCAGCAUAUUUUACAAUAACUAAGCCUCUUUUGUUUGUUUUCACCAUUUUUUGUGUUAUUAUGGUCCUUGACUCCGUCCAGGUCCCUGAUGAAGCUUUGAAAGAACUUAGCUAAUAUUAGUUCAAGUAUGGAUUGGUAUUCAUUUAAAGCAGUAAAGCAGUAUUUUCAGCAUGUACCAUAGAGAUUAUAAACAAAGAGCAUCUUUGGCAACAAAUGGUUAAAUGAAUACAUGACUAAUUUUAGCAGACCAUAAGAUGCUAUGCCUCAGUUAGAACCUAAGUUAUUUGCCUCUUUUAUUUCUUUUUUUUUUUAAUUAAGUAAGGUUUUAUAUACUUUUUUAUUCUACUGAGAAUCCUUGAAUGGUCCUAGAUUUUCUCUUUGCUAUGAAACUCUUAACCAGGUGAACAAAGUUUUAUCUAAUUGUAUCUUGUCCACCCAGAGUAACUGUGUUAAAUUUGAAAAAAAUGAUUGUAUCCAAGUGAAUUUUCCCAUGGAGUUGGUAGAUCUGUUAUAUAUCUUACAGAGGAGUGUAUAAAAUUUUACAUUUAUAAAAACAAAUCAAGGAUUUAAGAUUUGCUCAAGUGAUGAUGAAAAUGGAAUAUUUAGCUGUUGUGAACACAGGCAAGAAGUACUAGAUUUUUUCAGUUAUUCAACGAGUUGCCUUGGAAAACAAAUACUAUAUUUCCCUUUAUAUGUGACAUAUGCAAGGAAAAAAUGAAAUUUUAUGGUUGCAGAACAUUAUUCAAACAGUCUCUGUGCACCUGCUUGAAAAAUUUUGAAAACAAAACUUUAGUUAAUGAUAUGAGUUCUAUCAUAUAUUGAGUGACUAUGGCAAGUCAUAUACUGGUAACUUAUGUACUGGAGACAGAGCAAAAUGUUUUGCACAUGAUAAUGGGUAAAACAUACUCUAUUCAACACAUUAAAAUACAUUUUGCACAUUUAAUUUUGCACAUCAAGAGUAUUAAUUAGAAUGGUAUAAUUAUUAGAAAUCUAAUAAAUAAAAAAUACAUUUCUCCUGGC
Messenger RNA from Pocillopora meandrina, 4370 nucleotides. Lineage: Eukaryota; Metazoa; Cnidaria; Anthozoa; Scleractinia; Pocilloporidae. The record is from the annotation of a GenBank genome assembly.